Molecule: messenger RNA, 1023 nt
Organism: Acanthoscelides obtectus
Lineage: Eukaryota; Metazoa; Arthropoda; Insecta; Coleoptera; Chrysomelidae
Source: the annotation of a GenBank genome assembly
CUUCAAUAUAUGUUUCAAAACUGUUGUGCGGAUUAAGAACUUGUGAUGGAGUCAGAUUUGUUGAAGAAAGAAGAUGAAUUUUACAAAGAGAAUGAAAAGUUGGAACAGAAAACCAAGGAACUCAUGUUACAAGUCAAUGAUGUUAUGGUAAGAAGAACGUGAGCUUUUGGUGAUGUUUUCAUGAAGUAUUUUUAUAGAAAAUCCAAGAUAAUCUUAUAAAGGAAUCAAUAAAGACCAAAAGUGAGAUUGUGUUAGUAAAACAGCAUAAUUUCAAAACCAUAAAAAUGUCUGGACAUCCAUUAUCAGAUAUCAAGUUGAAUCAACCCGAGCUUUUACAUGAUGUAGACGAAAUGGGGGGAAAGGCAUCAAUCCAAUUCUAUAGGUCCAAAAUAAAAAACCUGCAAGUUGAAAAUAUCAAACUCCAGUCCGAAAACAGAAAAAAGUCCGAAGAAUUGAAAAAGUUUCAAAAGGAAAAACAAAAACUUCAAGAAGAAAAGGACAAAUGGUUUAUGGCUUAUAGCACAAUCAAAAAUAACUUAGGAAAAUUGGAAUCCCAGAUAUCAUCAGCCAACUCACAACUACAAGGCAAAGAUUGCGAGAUCACCGCAUUAAAAAAGGAACUCGACCAAGCUAAAAAGGAAGUGAAGAACUUAGCCCUAAUAACAAAUAAUUUGGAGGUUAGGUUGACUAGAGCGGUUGAAGAAAAUGAUAAACUAAAAAAUUCUUUCAAAACUUCCAAAGAUGAAGAGAAGGAAUUGAAGGAAUCAUACAGGAAACAAAUAAAUGAACUGACAAAUUCCAUGAAAUCUAUUGAGAAACAAAAGUUGGAACUGUUAAAUGCAUAUAAAAAACAAAUGCAACUUAUUGACAAUCUGAAAAAGCAGAAGAUUUAUGUUGAGGGCUUGAAGAUGUCGGAAUUUUCGGAAGCAGAAUAUUUGAAGAUCCUAGACUGGAAACUUGAGUGAAUGUGUGUUUGUACUUACCGAAUCUAUUUUUGUAAUAAAUAUAAUUUCAUGAUUAAAA